AUGGAAGUCACGUAUCAACAAAGUACAACACUUGACAUACCUGUUGACUUGUGUUUUGAAAACAUCUUGUUUAACUGCCGUUAUACAAAAACAGAGAAAAGCAUGUCAUUUGAUUGGCCAUCGUCUUCGUUUGAGUUUAACUGUCCUCAAGGCACUUUGGUGCUAUACUUCAAAUCACAAGGAGUGAAUUUGAUCAAAAUCAAGACUAAAGAAUUGUUGGUGAUAACAAGAACAGAACCAAUACACCCAGUGCCAGAAGAACUCAUUAACAAUACACUUGCUUUUGAAAACUCUUUUAUAACAAUUACCUUAACAAAUAGAACAGAUAGAUUGGUCCGAAUUUCACUUAUAAAGAUAACAGAGGCUAGGGAUGGGGCUUUAUCAUUCUUUGGAUCAAACAUUAAACUCCCACCCAUUGAAAGAACAAAACAGAAAACAAUGGAAAUCAUUGGAGACUCAAUGAUGUGUGGAUAUGGUAUAUUCCCAGUCGAAGGGUGCACAUCAGUCCCAUACCAAUCGGACUCAACUUCAACUUUUGCAGCUCAACUCGCCGACAAAUUUGAAUUAUCGACUCGAACAAUCGCGUAUAGUGGUAUUGGACUUGUGAGAAGUUAUAAAGAAAUCGAAUUUCCAAAUGAGAAAUUCAACCUUCCAAUUUUGUGGAGCAGAGAGUGCGCAGGCGGUGACACGUCUGUGUAUGACCACAAAGAAUGGAUUCCAGAUUACGUUCUUCUGUCAUUUGGAAUGAACGACUUUUGGGACGUUGUAGCCAAUGUUGUUGAUGAGAGUCUUGUUCCACCCGCCUACAUUAAGCCAAAAGCAAUUAAAAGAGAGAAAGAAGUUCAUUUCUAUGAGAAGGAAACAAAGGUCAUAACACCACUUCCUCGUGUUGACAGUGCAAUCGAGAAGAAAGAAGUUCGCAAACAAGUCGAACAAUGGACGCACGAAGGGCAUGAAAAGACGAUAAUAGACUUCUUUGUUUCUAACGACGAAAGCGACUUGGACGAAGUCUUUGCUGAGCACUGCAUUCUAUUUUUAGAGAAACUCCUUAGUGUGUACAAGACUUCAACGAUCUUUGUCGAGCUUGGCCCUAUACUCCCACGUGAGGGGGAAAUUGCGUGGCAGAGCGCAAUCAAGUCAAUCAAUCGAAAAUAUGGAAAGCGAGUUGUUGAACUGAAUUGCCAACUUUGCUAUACACAGAAAGAUCAAGAGUGUUGGGGUGUUUAUGGACAUCCAAGUUAUGAAGGGCACAAAAGGAUAUUCGAAACAAUUCUCCAACAGUUUGCCAAUGAAAUGAAUUGA
Messenger RNA from Entamoeba invadens IP1, 1302 nucleotides. RefSeq lists its product as hypothetical. The transcript has a single exon. The record is from RefSeq and is a predicted model, not a curated record. Bases 1 to 1302 code for a protein of 433 amino acids. Lineage: Eukaryota; Evosea; Mastigamoebida; Endamoebidae.